Messenger RNA from Schistocerca serialis cubense, 434 nucleotides. RefSeq names its product probable glutamine--tRNA ligase. Gene Ontology annotation, molecular function: aminoacyl-tRNA ligase activity; ATP binding. The coding region runs from base 99 to 425 and encodes 108 amino acids. Lineage: Eukaryota; Metazoa; Arthropoda; Insecta; Orthoptera; Acrididae. Gene Ontology annotation, biological process: tRNA aminoacylation for protein translation. The transcript is spliced from 3 exons. Gene Ontology annotation, cellular component: cytoplasm. The record is from RefSeq and is a predicted model, not a curated record.
AGAGCGUGAGUGACAUUAACUGUUUCUUUUUAGAAUUGAUUGACUUCCUUGAAUGCUUAGAAGAUGGUGAAAUUGCUCUGAAAGAUGUGUUUGAUGAGAUGGCAGAGAGUGAAGCACUAGAAGAAAAGAAGAAAACUGAAGAUUUGUACACAGUUUUUCAUCAUAUGGCAGAGGAGGAAGCUAUGAACUGUGGUAGAUAUCCAUUGUCAGCUAAACAAAUAUUUCUUCUACAAACACUGGUUUCAAAAUAUCAUAUAGCACUUCAGGAUCAUUUGGCACUUCUUACUCGUUACAUUGGGCGUGGUCUUAUCAAGAACACAGUACAACUUGAAGCUGCUCUUGUUUACCUACCACAUGUAGCAAGACACUCUGUAAAUGUUGAGGAAUUUGAACAGUACUGUGGAAUCAAAUCAAGAAGAAACUAAGAAAGAGAA